GUUUCCGGUGUUGAUGAAUGCCCUGCUCGGUUAAAAAAAACGCGCUGGGGUAGGAGUCACCUCGUCGGGAGUAUUGUCUGCUCAGUAAAUACCCUUCACAGUGUAGCGUAAAACGGCGCUCAUUUGAUUGCGUUCUCGUUUUUCUUUUUGCCUCGACCAUUCGCAGGCGCUCGGGGUCUAAUCACCAGCAGGCGUUAAAGAAUCCUGGAAACAGCUAACUGUUAGCUUGAGUUAGCAGCGAUGUCGGGUGUUGUGCGAGGCCCCGCUGGGAACAACGACUGCCGAAUUUACGUGGGAAACCUCCCGCCAGAUAUACGCACAAAAGAUGUGGAAGACGUGUUCUACAAGUAUGGGACGAUUCGAGAUAUCGACUUGAAGAACCGGAGAGGGGGACCCCCGUUCGCCUUUAUUGAAUUCGAAGACCCCAGGGACGCUGAUGAUGCCGUCUAUGGACGUGAUGGAUACGACUACGACGGCUACAGACUGCGAGUGGAGUUUCCUCGGAGCGGCAGGGGAUCCAGAGGAGGGUUUGGGAUCGGAGGAGCGCCCAGAGGCAGAUAUGGACCCCCCUCCAGACGAUCUGAGUACAGAGUCGUUGUGUCAGGGCUCCCUCAGAGCGGCAGCUGGCAGGACCUGAAGGACCACAUGCGUGAGGCAGGCGACGUGUGCUACGCAGACGUUUACAGAGACGGGACUGGAGUUGUAGAAUUUGUGCGCAAAGAAGACAUGACCUAUGCCGUUCGCAAGCUGGACAACACCAAAUUCCGCUCCCAUGAGGGAGAGACUGCUUACAUUCGUGUGAAAUUAGACGGUCCCCGCAGCCCAAGUUAUGGAAGAUCACGCUCUCGCAGCCGUGGCAGCCGGAGCAGGAGCCGCAGUCGGAGCGCCAGCCGCAGUCGCAGCAAUUCCCGUGGUCGUGGCAGAGGAUCUCCCCGCUACUCACCCCGUCACAGCCGCUCUCGCUCCCGUUCCUAAGCUUUUCUGCCGUCGAUGUUUUGCUCCUUUUGAUGUAUACCCUCCUGUUUUUACCUCCUAUGAGUUUCUCCAGAUGUCAGCUAUUGAUUUUAAUUUCUCCUCCCCCCCCUCCUUUUUCUUGUCCUGGUGUCCUUGUGGAUGAUCUUGGUAUGUAGUUGUACCACCCCCACCCGUGCUUCAACCCUUCCCUCUGUCUCCUGCAGCUUUGUCCCUUCUUCUCCCUCCCACUCCCCUCUCUCUCCACCUCUCGCUCCCUUUUUUCUGUCCUAAAGUUUUGCAAAAGUAGAAGUUGUGCUGUGUCGAACUUCAAAAAUGUUGAGUUGUUUAUAACCUUCACUCAAUGUUUUUGCAAGUACUGAAAAUUUAAAGUUUUGUUUUUGGUUUUGUUUUGUUUUUUUCUUAUAUAUUAAAAAAAAAAGCUUCUCGUUGGAUAUGUGGGGUGGGCUGUUUGAAAGGGGAGCCCGAUGCUUAACUGUAUUUUACCCUUGUGUCUUCCUUUAGACAUCUGAAGAGAAGGAUUAAAGUGAUUUGGAAUAAAA
This is a messenger RNA of Haplochromis burtoni (Burton's mouthbrooder), 1514 nucleotides long. It is a transcript of the gene srsf1a, whose product is annotated as serine and arginine rich splicing factor 1a. The coding region runs from base 241 to 975 and encodes 244 amino acids. Lineage: Eukaryota; Metazoa; Chordata; Actinopteri; Cichliformes; Cichlidae. Gene Ontology annotation, cellular component: nucleus; ribonucleoprotein complex; cytoplasm. Gene Ontology annotation, molecular function: mRNA binding. The record is from RefSeq and is a predicted model, not a curated record. The transcript is spliced from 4 exons.